AAAAUAAAAAUUUAAAAAAAAAAAAAAAGAUUUUUAAUUGCAAAAUCUGUGUCUCCCUCAAUCUCUGCUCCAGGUUGGGCCGGGUUGAUUUGGGCAAGGGAGAAAAGUCUUUCUGACCUUUGUCCGAGAGAAGGUCUGCUUUGCUUAGUGCAGCCUGUUGCUGCCUUGCUUUUGAACCUCUUGGCUAAUUUAUGAAAGCAGAGGAACUGCUUUCAUCUGAGGCACACAGUGGCAAAGUUCCCACGGCAGGAAGUGUUCAUACAAAUCUCAUCCAUAGUGAUUACAAGAGAAAUGGUAUUUUGUUUUACUUGUUGGUGCUUUCUUGUGAUACCGUGAUUGAGUCAGUGUUUUUAUUUGAGAGCUAAUGCUCUAAGACAAAUGUGACACACUCGCUCUUAGGGAUCCUUAUUAUUCAGCUGCAGUCUGCCUGUCCAGUUGAGCUGCUGCUUCCCCUUCUUAUAAAUCCUUAUGUGCUACAACUGGGUCUGUGAACAAGCACCGCUUGAAGUUUGCAAGUCCCCAGUUUAUAACCCAUUGUAAGAGCCAGUAAAUCCUGUGGAAAAUGGCCUUCAGUGAUCUUACUUCGAGGACUGUGCGUCUUUAUGAUAAUUGGAUCAAAGAUGCUGAUCCAAGAGUUGAAGACUGGCUCCUCAUGUCCUCACCUCUGCCACAAACCAUCAUCCUGGGAUUCUAUGUCUAUUUUGUCACUUCUCUAGGACCAAAGCUCAUGGAGAAUCGAAAACCCUUUGAACUCAAGAAAGCGAUGAUAACGUACAAUUUUUCCAUAGUGCUGUUUUCUAUGUAUAUGUGUUAUGAGUUUGUGAUGUCUGGCUGGGGUACAGGUUAUUCAUUUCGAUGUGAAAUUGUUGACUACUCACAGUCACCUUUAGCACUGAGGAUGGUACGCACCUGUUGGCUUUAUUACUUCUCCAAAUUUAUUGAGCUAUUAGAUACUAUCUUUUUUGUUCUGCGUAAGAAAAAUAGCCAAGUGACUUUCCUGCAUGUCUUCCAUCAUACCAUCAUGCCAUGGACCUGGUGGUUUGGAGUCAAAUUUGCUGCAGGUGGUUUGGGAACUUUCCAUGCCUUUCUAAAUACAGCUGUACAUGUAGUUAUGUAUUCAUACUAUGGGCUAUCUGCAUUGGGACCAGCCUUCCAGAAGUAUUUGUGGUGGAAAAAAUAUUUGACAUCAUUACAGCUUGCCCAGUUCAUUAUUGUCACUAUCCACAUAGGCCAGUUCUUUUUCAUGGAGGAUUGCAAGUACCAGUUUCCAGUCUUUCUGUACAUCAUUAUGAGUUAUGGGUGCAUCUUUCUGCUGCUCUUUCUCCAUUUUUGGUACCGUGCUUACACCAAAGGUCAAAGGCUGCCCAAAACUGUGAAAAAUGGAGUCUGCAAAAACAAAGACCACUGAAAUGCAAACACAACACGAAUCUAUGAAUGAGACUGGUAUCUUACUUCCCUUGACAAUCAAGAGCUAUUUCCAUGUGAAGUGCAUUUUGUAUAUUUUUCAAAACCAAGAGCUUGUAUUUUUAUGAUAAGUUAUUGGGGUUUCUGAUAUUUGAGAGCCCAAAGCUCCCAGAUAACACACCUCUGAUAAUUAGAGCCUAAAGCAGGCGGUUUUUCAGCAGCUUUUAAAUCUAAUCUAAAGGUUUUAUUUAAUACAUUUUGUUAUAGUGAAAGGAGGAUAUGAAACAGUAUAGUACUUUUCAAAGAAGUCCGGUAUAGAUGAGAAAUAUCGUUAGAUAUUUUGAGCAUGGACAGAGAUCUAUGCCAUACAAUAGAUUCCUUCUGCCAGGUCUGAAAACCUCUAACUGUGGGCGCUGGCUUUGUUGCUUGUUGAUUAUAUUCAGAAGAGUAUAUAUACCCUGGAGUUAAACUCCCAUUCUAAAGAGCUAACACUGGUGAACAUGAAGUGAAUUUUUGAUAAGUCGUUAUUUCAUACCACUAACAAUUUUUAAUGGAUCUCUUUUGAAGCUGCCACCAGUUUUGCUGAUAGGACUUCCCACAGCACUUUUGUUGUAUCAACUGUUCAAAAGCAACAGUAAUUUUGGUUAGUACAUUGAUGCACUUGACACUAAGUUUACGUUAAUAUUUUGAAAACAAGGUGAUUUGUUCUGUGGCUUGAUGAACACUGUGCUAUUACUGUUUUGCAGUUAACUUUAUAUAUUUCUGGAAAGAGGUGAAAUACUUCUGGAAAAGUAUUCUGUAGUUCAAUGGGAAAAAUUGGUUUUCUGUUGUAUUGUAAUGUCACUUUCUCAUGUUGUCCUGGUUUAAAGGAUCAUCUUGGUUAAAUGUGUAUUGGUUAGAUGUGUGAACGUUCACAUCAUUGGCACACUGCAGGUACCCUUAAUCAUAAGUGAUUUUAGACCACCUGUUAUUCCCAGUUUCCAGAGAUGGGUUGCAGUCAUUAGUAAAGAAGCCCGAGGCAAAUGGUGGCACAGAAGUUCUCCCGGGAAUUUUUGGUUCUGGAGGCUUUCUUAAUAAACAGAGAAAGAGAACUUGUUUAAUAGUUGUUAUAGAUACAGUGCAUGGGAAAAUGUUUCCCAGAAGUAUGAAUUCUUCAAUAGCCUGGGUUUCUUUUUUUUCAAACCUAUAAACUCUAUAAUGAAGACCUGAAAUUCAUUUUGCCUACUUUUGUUUCUUCACGGAUAUUACUUCCUAAAAUUCUCUUGUACUUACUUUUUCUUGGUGGCAAACCCAAACUACUGGUCGAUAGAGUUUUGCCCCAGAAACAAUGAUAUUUGCACAUUUCUGAAUUUCUCCCUAUUUUUUUCUUUUUUGUUAUAUUUAUAGUUGAAUUUGAAGGACUGCCUAUGCCUGUAUGACUUUAAACAAUUAGUACUUAUGGGAUGGGCCUCAGUUGUGUAACACAGUGCUAGCAUUGUACAGCAAACCUGAGUUUUUCCUCACUGUAAGCUCCUGUAGUUCAGUUUGUCCCCCCAGGCCACUAAUCUAUACCAUGGCCUCUUCUCUUAAACUUGCCAGGUUUACACUUGCCUUUAAAUGACCUUUACUGAUUUCACUUGCUUAUAAUUUGAUAAGAUGAGAGCUGAUAAAUGGGGGAAAUAACUUAUUUUUCUUAAAUAAAGAACAGAGGACAGAAAGCAGAGCUAAAGGAGCAGCUAUAAUUUAUUUCUCUGAGGGCCUCAGGAUUCCUUCAGUGUUUUCCUGUUUGGACUCUUCAUAUCCAACCUGUGCUAAAAAGAGACCAUGUAGUAGGUACUAUUACACAUGCACACAAUUCCCAAGGACCCAAGUAGGGAAAAGACCAAAAGGAAGCACAAAUACAAGACGAAACAGGAGAGUUUGGUUUUCAUAAUACUUUCCAUCCUGCAUUGUACAACCUCUCCUAACCUGCCUAUAGUCUUUAAAAUGUUUGACUUGCCAGAGACCUAACAGCAACAUGUGAUGGAACUGGGUUCUAAAUUAUGAGAAUAGAAGUGGAGAGCUGGGAUGUUACAUGAAGAGAAAUCACAGCUAGCAGAAGUAUCCUCCAUGGAAACAUCAGUAGGUCAAAAUGAGUAUCACUGGAUAUAGGAUUUGCAUGGACAAUGUUUUAUUAAAGUGCUCUGUAGGUCACAUAGAGUUUCUUUUGGGGUUUCAUCCACUUUUCAAGACUUCAUUGCCUUUGGAUUUACUUACCUAACAAAUAAAGAGGCCAGUUACAAAAUCUGGCUUAUGACAUGAAGCUCUAUGAAUCCUUGAAAACCUAUGUCUGUAUUAUAAAUCAAUACAAAUACAUAAUUUUAAAUAUCUAUUUACAGCCUAAAUGGAGUUGAAUUCUUAAUUAAGUGGACUACAUUGUACUUAAAUUAUAAAACUAUGAGUUUAAAUUUUCUCAGUUAUCUCUCAUUUCUGUUAAAUUGUUAAAGACUCUGGAAAAUUCUG
Messenger RNA from Acinonyx jubatus (cheetah), 3885 nucleotides. It is a transcript of the gene ELOVL7, whose product is annotated as ELOVL fatty acid elongase 7. NCBI's taxonomy places the organism in Eukaryota, Metazoa, Chordata, Mammalia, Carnivora, Felidae. The coding region runs from base 563 to 1408 and encodes 281 amino acids. Gene Ontology annotation, biological process: very long-chain fatty acid biosynthetic process; sphingolipid biosynthetic process; fatty acid elongation, monounsaturated fatty acid. The transcript has 8 exons. Gene Ontology annotation, cellular component: endoplasmic reticulum membrane; endoplasmic reticulum. Gene Ontology annotation, molecular function: fatty acid elongase activity. The record is from RefSeq and is a predicted model, not a curated record.